AUAAAUUAAACACUAAUAACUUUAAUAAAUAUUGGUUUGGUGAAUCAUAAAAUCAUGAGAGACUAUAAAAGGGGUAUCACAUCAGUUUUUAUAUUUCAUAUGGGAAUAACACUUCAGACUGUCUAGUUUAUAUUAAAUUUAUCGUUUUUUAUUAAAAAAAUUUGAUUAAGAUCGCAGUAUACUUACAUACAUACUUUCAUACACAGAACUUUUUUAAGAAACAUGUCAUCUGCAAAAAAAAUUGUUGGGUACUAUGGAAGUUGGGCCACUUAUAGAAAUGGAAAUGGUCAAGUGAAAAUUGAUAAUAUUAAUCCGUCUUUGUACACACAUAUUAUAUACAGUUUUAUUGGUGCUGAUGUUGAGGGCAAUGUUCAGGUUUUGGAUCAAAAUAAUGAUAUAACCAAUGGUGGUUUGCGGAACUUUAUUAAUUUAAAAAUGAAAAAUCCUGAGGUUAAGCUUCUUGUUGCCAUGGGUGGUUGGAAUGAGGGUUCAGAGAAAUAUUCUCAAAUAAUGAGCUCCAAAUGCAAACGCAGUAGAUUAGUUGGAUCGGUUAUAAAUUUCGUACGAACUUGGGGAUUUGAUGGUUUUGAUUUAGAUUGGGAAUACCCAAAGCAAAGAAGUGACAAAGAAAAUUAUAUAUUAUUUUUGAAAGAACUGCGAGAAUCAAGUCCAAGAGGAUUUAUAAUAUCAGCAGCAGUUGGUGCUGAUGUUUCUCUAAUAUCUACUGCAUAUGAUGUGAAAAAUAUGAAUAAAUAUUUAGAUUUCAUUAAUUUAAUGACGUAUGAUUAUCAUGGAUCUUGGGAAGCCGUUACGGGUCAUAACGCUCCAUUUUCUUGUUAUGAUGCCACAGUUAAUAACUGGAUAGCAAAUGGAGCUUCACCCAGUAAACUAAUUUUAGGAAUCCCAGUUUAUGGACGAACGUGGUCUUUAUCGAAUCCAAAUUCAAAUGCAGUUGGAUCCCCAGCGAAUGGUCCUGGUAUGGCUGGUCCUUAUUCGAAAGAAUCAGGAGUGUUGACAUAUUUGGAAAUAUGUGAAGAGUUUAAAGCACAUCAUUGGGAAAAGUGCUGGUGCGUUGGUGAAAAUGUUCCGUAUGCUGUUAGAGGCAAUCAGUGGUUAAGUUAUGACAAUGAGAUAUCAGUGGAAUCUAAAGUUAAAUAUUUAAAAAACAAAAAUUUGGGAGGAGCGAUGCUUUGGUCCCUUGAUGGAGAUGAUAUUAAGGGUAAAAGUUAA
Molecule: messenger RNA, 1230 nt
Organism: Condylostylus longicornis
Lineage: Eukaryota; Metazoa; Arthropoda; Insecta; Diptera; Dolichopodidae
Product: chitinase-3-like protein 1
Exons: 5
Coding region: 223-1230 (335 amino acids)
Biological process (GO): carbohydrate metabolic process; chitin catabolic process
Cellular component (GO): extracellular region
Molecular function (GO): chitin binding; chitinase activity
Source: RefSeq, a predicted model, not a curated record